Podarcis muralis (Common wall lizard) is the source of this 984-nucleotide messenger RNA. Lineage: Eukaryota; Metazoa; Chordata; Lepidosauria; Squamata; Lacertidae. The record is from RefSeq and is a predicted model, not a curated record.
UAUAUACACACACAACCAACCUAAUGCCUCUCAGCUGGUCUCUCUGCAUAAAGAUAUCACAUCAACAAAGAAGGGGGAAAACCAGUUGCAGAAACCUCCUCUGUGGGAUAUUUUUCUUCCAUUGACACCAGACCACUUCAGUUCCCAGAAUCAUGAAGUUGUUUCUUCUUUAUCUUUUUGCUGCCUUGAUAGCUGCAGCAAACUCCCUGGACUGUGACUGUAGUGCUGAAAAAGAGUGUCCAAGCAAAGUUUGUUCAGUUGAUGAUGCUGGAGGAUCCUGCAUUUCAGCAGCAUGGAAUUAUACAAAGAAUUCCAAAGCAACCCCUGUUAACUUCCAAGGCUGUGAAAGCAACAAGGCCAGUUUCGAUGCAUGCAAAGAGGGGGACUUAUUCUUCACAGCUGGGAAAAAUUUUACCUGGAACUUUGUAUGCUGCAAUAAGACAAAAUGCAAUAGUCGUUUACCUGAAGUAAACACCAACGUCACCAGGAAGGUGUGCCCCACAUGCUUCGUUUUCAGCUCUAAGCCCUGCCAUGGCAACAAGACAAACUGUACUGGAUCCCAAGACUACUGCCUGACCAUUUCUGGGACUUACCAAGAUUCUAUAACUUCAUCUCAGGACUUCUUUGGGCAAGGCUGUGCUACUCAAGCAGCAAAAAUCCUUGUCAAGGGCACCAACAUGACCUUUGGAGAGGUGAAAAUGUCGAUCGCCACCAGUCACAUAAAGAAAGCAACUGAUGGAGCCAGCCUGGUACAUGGGAGCAUUGCUUUCACCGUUCUCCUGCCCUAUCUCCUUGGGCUCCUGCUGGACAAAUUCCUUUACUGAUUUCAUUUGGUUCAAGGUGUCUUCCUCAGCAAAGCUGGGAAAAGCAUCUCCAAUGCACCGUUCCCAGAAGUUCAGGCUCCAGCAUCUGCUAAUGUCUGUUUGCAGGCUUGCAUGUGAUUUCAAAGAGCAAAUUAGUUAAAUAAAGGGGGAUCCUAAUGCA